This is a messenger RNA of Diospyros lotus (date-plum), 1394 nucleotides long. RefSeq names its product leucine-rich repeat extensin-like protein 3. Bases 488 to 1180 code for a protein of 230 amino acids. Gene Ontology annotation, biological process: regulation of defense response to fungus. The transcript is spliced from 3 exons. NCBI's taxonomy places the organism in Eukaryota, Viridiplantae, Streptophyta, Magnoliopsida, Ericales, Ebenaceae. The record is from RefSeq and is a predicted model, not a curated record. Gene Ontology annotation, molecular function: metal ion binding.
GCGUAGAUGAGAGAGAGUAUAGAGUCAGCAAUGAAAUGAAAUAGCAAUGGCAAUGCCGCCUCCCCUCCUCUCUUUAUAUCGCCAAAAUACAAAACUUGAUGAUCUCACCUUAAUUUCAGUCAGCACCCUCUAUUAACCCCCUCUAACUCUGUUAGAGAUAACCCCCAAAAUACAUGGGGGGUUAUCUUCACCCCCCCGGGUUAAAAAGGGGUGAACAAAAUCGCACUCCCCAAGUCCCAACCCAAACCCAACUUCUUAUUAGGCUAAGCCCCGCAUCCAUCCGUCUACUUUUAUAUCAAUCAAUCAAACCCUUUCCUUCUUUCACCUCUCCCUCACCACUCACUCUCUUAACUCGAAUUCGAUAUAUACAUCCAUCGUCCUCAAAAACUAUCAACAGCAGCAGCCGCUGCCGCCGCCGACACUAAUAUUCAUCUCCGGCUUGCUCCAGAUCCAGCACGUAGUCCCUGAUCUAUCUCCUCCGCUAUAUAUGGCUGAGAAGAAGGUUACGAUAAUGGUGCUUAAGGUUGAUCUUCAGUGCCCCAGCUGCUACAAGAAGGUCAAGAAAUUGCUCUGCAAAUACCCUCAAAUACGAAGCCAGAUCUUCGAUGAGAAGCAAAAUACGGUGACGAUCACCGUCGUAUGCUGCAGCCCCGAGAAGAUUCGCGAUAAGUUGUACUGCAAGGGUGGCAAGACCAUCAAGUGCAUCCAGAUCCUGGAGCCUCCCAAGCCUCCCAAUCCCAAGUCAGAUCCUCCUCCUCCCAAGAAAGAUCCUGCUCCCAAGGUAGAUCCCCCUCCUGCUCCCAAGGUAGAUCCUCCUAAGGUAGAUCCUCCGAAGAAAGAUCCUGCUCCCCCUCCUGCUCCUGCUCCCAAGGUAGAUCCUCCCAAGAAAGAUCCCCCUCCCAAGGUAGAUCCUCCCCCUCCCAAGGUGGAUCCUCCUCCUCCUGCAAAGAGGGUAGAUCCUCCACCUCUACUGCCUCCAGCCCCAGCCCCAGUCCCCGUAAGGGUAUGUUGUGGGUCGUGUUAUGAAGGGCGAACAGGGGGCCCAUGCUAUCAUGGGUACGGAAGACCCGUGCCAUGCUACGAUGGCGAUUAUGGUUAUGGUGGUGGCAGGGUGUGUUAUGUGAGUCGUUGCGACGACUACUUCAGCGACGAAAAUGCCACGGGUUGCACAAUCAUGUGAUGUGAUGGAGGGAUAAUUCCCACUAGAUUGGUUUGUUUGUAAGUUGGUUCGCUUUACAAAUAUUGGGCAUAGAAAAGAAUCAAUAAUGUGGUUGGUAAUAGUGGCUAAAUCUAACGUUGGUGGCAUUGUAGUGUCUGUGUCUUUUGAAAUUGUCGAAGUGGGGUCACAUAUUGUUACUCUAAUAUAUAAAUGAAGUCUUUCUUUGCCAACUCAA